GGAAGAAGCAGACAUCGGAGUCGCUAGAACAAAAUGACCGCAGAUUUGAUGGAAAAUAUUGCCAGAUUUCUUCUUGCGGCCGCCUUUGUAGUGUUGCUUUCAGUAACAUGUCGUGGGAGUGCUAAUAGCGGAUCUUGCUCAUCUGAUGAGCGCGCUUGUUCGAAUGGAGAUUGUCUAUACAUGAAAUGGUGGUGUGACGGAGAAGAAGACUGCCUUGGGGGAGAAGAUGAGGUGGACUGUCCUGACAAAGGUUGCUCGGUGUUGGAGUUCCAGUGUGAUAAUGGGCAUUGUAUACAGGAUAUUUUUAAGUGUAAUGGAGAGGAUGAAUGUGGUGAUUUGUCAGAUGAGCAGGACUGUGUUGACCUGUCCCUUGUGGAUGAAUGUGACGAGGGUCAGUUCAUGUGUGAGGACCGUAAGAGGUGUAUCAGGGACUCUUGGGUGUGCGACCUCAAAUCUGACUGCCUGGAUCAUUCUGAUGAAUCGCAAACUCGCUGUGGCCCGAUACACUGUACGGACACGCAGUUUGCCUGCCGUUCUGGUCGCCAGUGCAUUGUGGGUAGAUGGGCAUGUGACGGACGAGUGGAUUGUGAUGAUGGGUCAGAUGAAGAAUGUGAUAAGCUGAACGUGUGUGAUGAGGACCAUGGCUGGUUCCUGUGUGGUGACCAAACCUGUAUCAGCAUAGCUCGGCUGUGUGACGGCAACAAGGACUGUCCGAGGGGGAGGAUGAGGGAAAUCAUUGUGGAACAAUGUGUCAAAAUGACACCUGCCACCACAUGUGCUUUGAAGCUCCGUCUGGUCCGUUAUGCAAGUGCAACCUUGGCUACAUGCUUAAGUCUGACGGGAAGACCUGUGUUGAUAUCGAUGAAUGCGAUUGGUUGUCUUAGGGUGUGCAGUCAGAUGUGUACAAACUUAGCCGGGUCUUACCUGUGCUCCUGUUGGGAGGGUUACAGACUGGAACCAGACGGACACACAUGUAAAGUGAAGGAGGCUAACCCAGUUUUGUUUUACUCCGAGGCACAUCAGGUGCAUUCCAUUAACCUACAUACCUCAGAAGUCAAGCAGCUUGUCAGUGGGAGGAAAAACAUCACUGAUAUUGCAUAUGACCAGGUUGGCACCCUGGGGACGUUGUUCUGGGCAGACCAGGAGGAGUCUGCUGUAUUCAAAGCCCAUCUGGAUUACCCUUUGAGGAACCAUGUCCUUCCUGUGGUGAAUGUUGGAUUAUCAAGUCCACAUGCGAUAGCAGUUGAUUGGUUGUCUGCCAUACUGUACAUCAUGGAUUCGGGAUGCAAGGAGAUCAUUGGCUGUAGAAUGGGAGGAGAUUCCUGCACUAUUCUGGUGAAACUUGAUGAGAGUGAUCUCCCCUUGUCCAUAGUAGUGGAUCCUAAGAAUGGGUGA
Messenger RNA from Liolophura sinensis, 1395 nucleotides. Its product is annotated as low-density lipoprotein receptor-related protein 4-like. Gene Ontology annotation, cellular component: signaling receptor complex; plasma membrane. The record is from RefSeq and is a predicted model, not a curated record. NCBI's taxonomy places the organism in Eukaryota, Metazoa, Mollusca, Polyplacophora, Chitonida, Chitonidae. Gene Ontology annotation, molecular function: protein binding; low-density lipoprotein particle receptor activity; calcium ion binding.